AUGAGCGAGGAGGCGGCGGCGGCGGCGCGGGCGGGAGUGGAGGAGUCCAUCGGGCGGCGGCCGCGGCGGGAUGGGCGCGGGGAGGCGGCGGCGGGGCGGGUGUGGGAGUUCGAGAGGGGUCUGGUGGCCGGGGCGCUGAUGGGGGGCGCCGUGCACACCGUGGUGGCGCCGAUCGAGCGCGUCAAGCUGCUGCUGCAGACGCAGGACGGCAACGCCGCGCUGCUGGGCAGGGCGCGCAGGUUCCGGGGCUUCGCCGACUGCGUCGCGCGCACCGUCCGGGACGAAGGUGUGCUCUCGCUCUGGCGCGGCAACGGCACCGCCGUCAUCCGGUACUACCCCUCCGUCGCCCUCAACUUCUCACUCAAGGAUCUGUACAGAAGCAUACUGAAAGAUGCUGGAACCUCAGCAGACAAUAAGUUCACUUCUAUUGCUCUUAGCAACUUCCUUGCUGGUGCUGCUGCUGGAUGUACUACCCUGGUCCUCAUCUAUCCACUCGACAUUGCUCACACUCGUCUUGCAGCUGAUAUCGGACGUACAGACACCCGCCAGUUCAGAGGCAUUCGCCACUUCAUCCAAACCAUCUACAAGACAAACGGCAUCAGAGGCAUCUACAGGGGAUUACCAGCGUCACUCCAGGGGAUGGUCGUUCACCGGGGUCUGUACUUUGGCGGCUUCGACACUGCCAAAGAUGUCCUGGUGCCUCUUGAGUCCCCCCUGUGGCAGCGCUGGGUUGCAGCGCAGGCCGUGACAUCCAUGGCAGGGCUCAUCUCGUACCCACUGGACACGGUGCGGCGAAGGAUGAUGAUGCAGUCAGGGAUGGAGGUGCAGAUGUACAGCAGCACACUCGACUGCUGGAGGAAGAUAUACAGGCUGGAGGGGAUCCGAUCAUUCUACCGCGGUGCACUGUCUAACAUGUUUAGGAGCACUGGUGCAGCCGCCAUACUCGUUUUGUAUGAUGAGGUCAAGAAGUUCAUGGACAGGGGUAGGUUGUAA
Miscanthus lutarioriparius is the source of this 993-nucleotide messenger RNA. NCBI's taxonomy places the organism in Eukaryota, Viridiplantae, Streptophyta, Magnoliopsida, Poales, Poaceae. The record is from the annotation of a GenBank genome assembly.